AUGGAUCUCGUUGGCACCAAGCUGCUCCAAGAGCAAUCGUUUGCGCAAUUCGUGCUCGCACCGUGCAAUGGCAAAAUAUCUGCUAUCUACAGCGAUUUGCUUCGCCUGCUCCUUCGGACGUUUAGUCGCCGCAAACGUCCGCAGUACCACAACAAGCAAGUUGUCGUCACGAGCUAUGAGGAAGUGGAUCAUAUGGUGCACGCUACGUCCUGCCUUGGGUCACUAGCGUCGAUACUGGUGCUCAGUCCCAUCCGACCGAGCAAUCGCAUCGCGAACCAAGCAUUUCAACUCGUGGGGAUCGCGACGUGGCACUAG
Aphanomyces invadans is the source of this 315-nucleotide messenger RNA. RefSeq lists its product as hypothetical. The record is from RefSeq and is a predicted model, not a curated record. The transcript is spliced from 2 exons. The coding region runs from base 1 to 315 and encodes 104 amino acids. Lineage: Eukaryota; Oomycota; Saprolegniomycetes; Saprolegniales; Verrucalvaceae.